AUGGACACAACCGUGACGAAUUCGCUGAAUUUUUCGGAUUUAUCGAGUCCGAAAUCGAGUUCGUCAUCGUUUUUCAGUGAUUCAUCGGUUAGAUGGAAACGAACCCCGGAAAAAUCGCUAUCGUUCGAUGGCGACGAGUUCGGCGAUUUCGAGCACGAGGAGUACUCGGAACCGUUCGUCAUCAAAUUUCAAAACAUUAGCAAGGGAGAGCGAGGACAACCGAAAGUGGACAUCGCGUGCCAGUUGGAUGAUUUCAUCGAAGUGCCCAUUGCGGAUGCUGGAAAAUGUUUGGAUUGUAUGACGGACGACAAAAUUCAACUGAAUAAUGUCGAAAUCGAGAUCAAAAUUUGCGCGCCGACAUGCAAAUAUGCUAUUGAAGACGUCAUCCAAAAGUUCGUCGAACGCCGUGAGCGUUGUCGUGCGGCGACUCCAGUCAAACGGCUGGCUUUUUUCAUCUACGACGUCACAUAUGCCAAAGAUUUCGGACCGAUGCUCGCCAGGCUGGCGCCAAAUUGCACGAUUUUCAAUUUGGGUAUUCCCAAAAUGAAGACGUAUCCAUUGCUACCAACAACAGAAGCACGCUACGUCGCCGACUUCAUUUCGCUGUUUGUGGGCAGAAGAAACACUUGUGAAACCCUUCGAGUCCUGCGCAUCUUCAAUUUUGUCAGUUUGGAUUCACAUCUUCAGCGAGUGCUCACAAAAUUCACGAAUCUCCGCCAUUUGACAAUUUCGAAUGUCGACGACGUCCAAGUCUUCGAGCUACCCAACGUCGAAUCGGUCCUUCUGGAUAGUUGUGAUUUUUCAAUCACAAUGUUCGAGGAUAUGGUUGCGGAGAAACACCCUCGUUUGUUCCCCAACGCCACCUCGUUUGGAUUUCUUCGUUGCCCGGUGAAUUUGGCGAUUCGAGCAGUGAACGAAUGGUGUGCCGAACGAAUCGCCGACAACCGUCAACAUUUGUACUUUUAUCAGCCGGAACGCGAUUUUCGAAGAUUUCUAUUCGAGGCUAGCAAAUCGUUCGAGCUGGUCAACGACGAUAAAGAGUUGGAGGGCGAGGUUGAGAUAAAAGGACACUUGGACGGUCCAUUGAUCACCGUGUUCAACAAAGAUCGUUUGUACAAAGCGACAUCAUAA
Messenger RNA from Caenorhabditis briggsae, 1131 nucleotides. It is a transcript of the gene Cbr-him-19, whose product is annotated as Protein CBR-HIM-19. NCBI's taxonomy places the organism in Eukaryota, Metazoa, Nematoda, Chromadorea, Rhabditida, Rhabditidae. The coding region runs from base 1 to 1131 and encodes 376 amino acids. The record is from RefSeq and is a predicted model, not a curated record. The transcript has 11 exons.